Messenger RNA from Python bivittatus (Burmese python), 1581 nucleotides. NCBI's taxonomy places the organism in Eukaryota, Metazoa, Chordata, Lepidosauria, Squamata, Pythonidae. The record is from RefSeq and is a predicted model, not a curated record.
CUUGCAAGUCCUAGAUGGGUGGAGAGCAAGAGUCUGUGGUUGGGGAAGGUGCGUGCUGCAAUCAAGCACUGUGCACAGAUUUGCUGCGCUGCGGUGCGCCCCGUCCUCGGAAAGCAAAGAGCCCUCCCUCACAUUCAGGGAAAAAUCCAGUUCAAGAACGUUGCAGGCAAGAAGCGGCGGCCCACCUGUCCCGGCCGCGCCCGGCAGCCUCUGCUAGUCGAGAAGAAAGCCGGGGCGCUGGGGAUGGCCGGCCCUUGCUCCGAGAUGUCCGAGGCGUGGGCGGUGGAGCCCUUUCGGGUAGCCCAGUCUCCACCAGCGGCCUAUUACAUUCCAGAUUUCAUCAGUGAAGCAGAGGAGCAAUGCCUUUUGCAACAAAUUUAUAGUGCCCCGAAGCCAAAGUGGACUCAGCUGUCUGGGAGGAGGCUGCAAAACUGGGGAGGGCUGCCCCACCCGAAAGGGAUGGUCCCAGAGAAACUGCCCCCCUGGCUCCAGGGCUAUGUGGAUAAAGUGUCUUCCCUUGGCAUCUUCGGAGGAAAGCUGGCAAAUCACGUCCUGGUGAACGAGUACCAGCCUGGCGAGGGCAUCAUGCCCCACGAGGAUGGCCCGCUGUACUUCCCCACCGUCACCACCAUCAACUUAGGGUCGCACACCCUCCUCGACUUCUACCAUCCCGUCACCAGAGGACCACAGUCCGGAAGCCAAGAGAAUCCUGCCCCCCAGACGGAGGAGGAGCGUCACGUCUUGUCCUUACUACUGAUGCCCCGUAGCCUCCUGGUCUUGCAGGAAGACAUAAUGCUGGCAUGUCAAGAGGGAGGAGCUGAACCUUGGGGUGUCUCUGAUGUGCAAGGAAUGCCUCUAGGUGUGCAAACAAGUCUCCAGAUGUUCUUGGAAGUGUUCUGGAAUUUCAGGUUGCACCUUUUGAACUGUUGCCUCUGUUGGAGCAGCCGGACCCUCCUUGCCCGCAGGAGGCGAUGGGCAGGAAGAGCUCUGAGCCAGCCACCCACUCAGGAUCACCAGCGUUGCGUGUCUUCUGAGCGGGAUUGUGUGUGUAACACGGUGCAGCUCGAAAAGGACUUUGAAAUGCUUGUGCCAAAAAUGCUGAUGUUUCUUUCAGCAUGGAUAAACUAUGCAAAUAAACUCCAAUAAUUGUAUUUCGUUUAUGCAGCUUCUUCUAAUUAAGUAGAGGAUUAAACUGUUUCAAAGUUUUGUCCUCCGGCUGAUGUUCAAACAUUUUCCAGGGUUGAGGUGCAUCCGGUGUUGCUGCAGACUUACAUUGACAGAAAGGCCAGCAGGUUGCUUAAAACUUUUAAAAAAGGGGGGGAUUCUCAAACAGCCCUUGAGGGCAACUUCUCUGUUGCCGUGCGAGAUGCAGAGUUGUGUGAUAUUUCCAUCAGCCAUCCUUCCACUGGUCUAGCGGGGAAGGAUAAUGGGAGCUGUGGUUCAGUAACACAGAGAAGGUCAUUUUGGUUUGUCAAACCCAGUUUGUUGGUUAGCCACUUUAAUGUUUUGGCUAGCCAUCUUCCGGGCAGAAAGGUAGAAUAUCAACUGAGUAAAGAAAGAUCGUAAUUCCACAGCCAAUCU